UUUCAAGCAAGACUGUUCUUCAAAGAGCGGGAGAUUUUGAUAUUUUAACUGGGUCAGACUUUUUUCCGCCUCACUUUGCCCAAUGUCGGACGAGGAUGUGCGGGUUUGGGAGGCUCGUGCCCGAGAGGCUGAGGCCAAUAUGGCUCAAGCCGCCGAGUACGGGCGCGGCCUUUUACUCCGCGUCUCCGAAUUAGAGGCCAAUCUCGAGGCCAGUCACCAGGAAAAGCACGAACUUUGGUUGAAACUCGAGGCCAAGAUUGGCUUCGAACGCACCGUUCUCGAGGAAUUGGAAGAGAGCCGCGAUCAUGUCAAGAGCCUCGAGGCCAAAUUGGAGUCCUGCGACCAGCUGGAAGCCGAGAUUGAGGCCUGGCGACAACGAUUGGACCGUCAAGCGGCCAAGAUGCGAUUUGACGAGGACAGAAUCAGGAUGUUGGAAGAGCAAUUGGCUCAAUCCAAUCAGGCAGCCUUGAAUGCUUCCUUGAACACUAGUACAGGAACCUUAGAAGGCCAAGGUCCGUUGGAAGCCGCCUUAGAAGAGGAACUAUCGCGGUUAAGGAUUGAAUCCGUCCAGUGGUUGACGGAAAAGCAAGCUCUUGAACAAGAUUUAUUGGCCAGUCAAGGCCAAAAAGAGGAAGCCAUCCGGAUGCAGAACUCACUCAAAGAAAAGGUCACCCAAUUAGAGGCCACUUUAGAAGAAAAGGAAUGCGAAAUCACCAAUUACACGCGACAUUUGGAACAAGCUCGGAGUGAGAUCCAGGAGCUUCAAGUGGAAAUGGAAGCCUUGACCGUGGCUGAAGCCGAUCCUAACCUCAAGGGCAAUUCCUUGUUUUCCGAGGUCGAGGACCGCCGACAUUUGGUGGAGAAUCAAUUGGCGUCUAUGAAGAGUCGCUAUGAGGAUAUGAAAGUUCAAUUGGACUUCAAGAACCAACAGUUGAACAAGGUCAAAAUGCAUAACAUUGCCUUACUCAAUAUGGCUGGUCACGGACAGGAUGACGGCGAUCGGGUUCAAAGGCUAGAAGACAUGUUGGUGGCGGAACGACGCAAGGUCAAAUUACUGGCGGAGCGCCUCGAAACCGUCAAGGCUCGUCCAGCCGAGCGGCCUGUAGUGGACAUCAAGGUCAAGACCGAGGAUCCCGAUCUGUCCGUGAUUCCCAAUCACACUCUCAGUGCCGAAUAUAAGUAUCUCACCACCAUGCUCAACGAGGCCCGAGCUCGCAAUGAGGAACUCCAGAAGCAAUUGUCGCAACACCUGCGCCAGAAUCUCGAGGACGGCGACCAAAUGAUGGAAAUGUCGCGCAAGAUCUCGAAUCUCGAGACCUUGGUGAGUCGAUUCCGAUCCGAGUCCUAUCAGCUCAAGAUCAAAUUGGAGGAGGCCAAAAGUCAACGCCAAGCCGGAAACCAAUCGCCCAAGAAACCCAAGCCCGCCAAGAAAAUUGUCGAGAGAGUUAUCUUCAACGAUAUCAACCGGGACUGUGGGCGUGCCCAUCAAGACGACAAAGAGAACGAUGUCCCGGUGUUUGGCAGCCAAUCUGAAUCGGUCAAAGCCGAUGUUGAUGCGUCGAGCCAAAAUAGAGGCCAAACUGUGGGGACUAAAAAGAAAACUGUCAGCAUUUCCACCUCUGUCGAGUGCUUUGAGGAGGGUCAGCAUGAGAAGAAGAAUGCCACUCGCGAGGAUCUGAAUACGGACGAGUCCAAAGGCCGGAUGAGCAAGCCUCCGGGUCGGAAACGCGUUCCUAAUGUGGUCAUCAACGCUGAGGAAGAAAACAAGAAAAUGGAGGAACAGUGCAAACAGCAGUGAUUAUUUCUAUAGUCAUUUUUUGAUCAAGGUCGGUGGCAUGCUAGAUAAUAACGGUACUUUGGAGUGUUCUUGAACGAAUUGAUUAACGUCUUUGUUGGCCCAGGGCUGUUCAAAAUAUACAAUUUUUCUUCACUUUUCGAA
Molecule: messenger RNA, 1939 nt
Organism: Tigriopus californicus
Lineage: Eukaryota; Metazoa; Arthropoda; Copepoda; Harpacticoida; Harpacticidae
Product: protein Spindly-A-like
Exons: 1
Coding region: 83-1798 (571 amino acids)
Source: RefSeq, a predicted model, not a curated record